Penicillium waksmanii is the source of this 1155-nucleotide messenger RNA. Its product is annotated as class V chitinase. Lineage: Eukaryota; Fungi; Ascomycota; Eurotiomycetes; Eurotiales; Aspergillaceae. Gene Ontology annotation, molecular function: hydrolase activity, hydrolyzing O-glycosyl compounds; chitin binding. The annotation marks the transcript as partial. Gene Ontology annotation, biological process: carbohydrate metabolic process. The record is from RefSeq and is a predicted model, not a curated record. The transcript is spliced from 2 exons.
CCCUGCGGCGAGUAUGCGAAGACAGGCGAGGGUAACUGUCCUUUGAACGUUUGUUGUUCACAGUUUGGGUUCUGUGGCACCACCUCCGAGUUUUACGGCACUGGCUGCCAGGAUGGAUAUGGCUCAUGCGGAGACGUUAAUAGACCAAAAUGCUCUGGGACAUCAGCAGAGAACGGCCGCCGAAUCGGAUACUAUGAGAGCUGGGCUGACGAUUCAAACUCCCGACUCUGCAAUCGGAGAACACCAGAUGAGAUCCCACUGGUUGGUCUAACGCAUCUCAAUUUUGCGUUCACAUUUUUCGGCCCAACGACAUUCGAAAUAUCACCUAUGUCAUCUGCAGCUGCAGGGCUUUAUAAGAGUUUUACUGCGCUCAAAAAGAAGAGCCCAGGCCCUGAGACUUGGAUUUCACUUGGUGGUUGGACAAUUAACGACGAAGGCAAUACUCCGAAUACUCGAACGGCUUUCAGUGACAUGGCCAGCACCUCUGCAAAUCGACGCAAAUUUAUUGAGCACCUGCAAAACUUUAUGCAAUCUUACGGUUUUGACGGUAUUGAUAUUGAUUGGGAAUACCCCGCAGCCGAUGAUCGUGGGGGCUCGUCUGCCGAUACGGACAACUUCGUGAGGCUUCUGAAGGAGAUGCGAUCAAGCUGGGGUACUUCAUACGGUAUUAGUGUCACUUUGCCAUCUUCAUACUGGUACCUGCAAGUUAUGACAUUCAUGGUGUCUGGGAUUCUUAAGAAACAAUAUACUGAUCCCAUUAUUCGUCCUCACACCAAUCUUACUGAGAUUAGGGAAGGCUUGGAUCUAAUGUGGAUGGCUGGAUUUGAGCCAAGCAAGGUGGUUUUAGGCCUUGGCUGGUACGGCAGAUCGUUCACUCUCGUCAAUCCAUCUUGUUCUAAGCCCAAUGGAGUUUGCGAAUUCAGUGGAGGCGGCAAUCCUGGCUCAUGUACCAACUCUGCUGGAGAAAUACGGGUGGCGAAGCCCCGGAGCGCUGCGACCCGGAUCAAUAGCAAAGAUGCCUCAGCUGCAAGGACCAGCGCGGCGGUGCGAAAAACGAAUUUGUGGAAGUGUUGGUUGGGAGGGGGGAGGUCGAGACUUAUAUACUACCACGCACAGGAGCGCAAAGCGACCGAGUACGCUAAACCGGAAGUGUAA